Molecule: messenger RNA, 582 nt
Organism: Staurois parvus
Lineage: Eukaryota; Metazoa; Chordata; Amphibia; Anura; Ranidae
Source: the annotation of a GenBank genome assembly
UCCUUGGUCCAGCGGAGUACUCACCACAGCUGGUUUUACCGGUCGUCUUCUCUCCCUGGCAUCUUUAGUGUCUGCAGUCUCUGGUCAUCUCCUGUACUAGGUCCAUAGUCUCUGGUCAUCUCCUGUACUAUGUCUGCAGUCUCAGGUCAUCUCCCGUACUAUGUCUGCAGUCUCUGGUCAUCUUCUGUAGUAUGUCCGCAGUCUCUGGUCAUCUCCUGUACUAUAUUCGCAGUCUCUGGUCAUCUCCUGUACUAUAUCCGCAGUCUCUGGUCAUCUCCUGUACUAUGUCUGCAGUCUCUUGUCAUCUCCUGUACUAUAUCUGCAGUCUCUGGUCAUCUCCUGUGCUAUGUCUGUAGUCUCUGGUCAUCUCCUGUAGUACAUCCACAGUCUCUGGUCAUCUUCUGUACUAUGUCUGCAGUCUCUGGUCAUCUUCUGUACUAUGUCUGCAGUCUCUGGUCAUCUCCUGUACUAUGUCUGCAGUCUUUAUUCAUCUCCUGUAGUACAUCCGCAGUCUCUGGUCAUUUCCUGUACUAUGUCUGCAGUCCAUUGGUUCAGAAUAUUUUUUUCUUGUUCUCCUCCUCU